Bombus pyrosoma is the source of this 1369-nucleotide messenger RNA. RefSeq lists its product as uncharacterized. Bases 125 to 823 code for a protein of 232 amino acids. NCBI's taxonomy places the organism in Eukaryota, Metazoa, Arthropoda, Insecta, Hymenoptera, Apidae. The record is from RefSeq and is a predicted model, not a curated record. The transcript is spliced from 4 exons.
ACGGUGAAGGUGCCUGUCUCUUCAUAACCCUAUCAGUGAGCACGUUUCUUUAAUCGUCGAUCUCGUCGUCCAUCCCGUUUUAAUCCGAGAAAUAAACCGGAAAAAGAAAAACAAGUGAGACAAGAUGAUGUUGGCGCCGCUGGCCGUGUUAUUCUUCGCGGCGUUAGUGUACGCCCAACCAGCAAUAAACGAAAUUCGGCCACAAAGCAACAGACCAGGAAGAUUCCUGUCUCUUCCUGUACCGCAGAAAUGUGCAAACCGACCGAGAGAAUUCAACUACAGAGGGCACAAUUAUUUCUACAGCGGGCACGUUCCGGCUCACGCAAACCAGAGGGUGGAUUGGUUAGACGCUAGGAACAUCUGCAGAGAGUACUGCAUGGACCUUGUGUCGAUGGAAACUCAAGACGAGAACAACUUAAUCUUCAGACUCAUUCAACAAAACGAUGUUCCUUACAUCUGGACAUCUGGACGUCUCUGCGACUUCAAAGGCUGCGAGAAUCGUCGUGAUCUCGAACCCAAAGCCCUCUAUGGUUGGUUCUGGUCAGCCAACAGAAAGAAGAUGGCGCCAACAAAUCAAAUCCCCGAAGGUUGGUCCUUCAAUCCAUGGUCUCAAACUGGACACAAGAAGGUCAGACAACCGGACAACGCUGAAUUCGACAUAAAUGGCACCAGUGAGUCCUGCAUGUCCAUCCUAAACAACGUCUACAAGGAUGGAAUCAGCUGGCACGAUGUGGCUUGCUAUCACCAGAAACCAUUCGUCUGCGAGGACUCCGAAGAACUUUUGAACUACGUGGCCAAUACCAAUCCGAACAUACGCCUUUAAAGGCCUCGUGAAUGAAUAAUUCGCGUCAUCAGCACCUGUUUUAUCCCUUUCUCUUGCAGCUUAGACGAAACACGAGUUAAAACAAAAAGAAAACAAAGGAAAAGUAAUCGUUGAACGUUUUAUUUUAUAUUAUUUAUGUGAAUUAGCUCCCUAUCAGCAUUAAAGCAUUCAUUUGGAUUACAAAAAAAAGGAAUAUUUUAUAUCGAAUAUAAAAUUUAUAUAAAUUUAAAUAUUAUUGAGGAACUGUGAUCAGAAUUUUUCAAAGGCACUUAAUUAUUUCUUGCAAUGUAAUACAAAAGUUGUUACACUAAUUAUAUAUACAUGUUAUACAUGUAUUAAAAGUAUUUAUUAAGCGUUCAUGAAUAUUAAAAUGUGUUUCGUCGCUGCACUUUUCCUGCACUCAUUUUUCAAAAGAAAUCAAUUAUAUUUUACAUUCUGUUUAAUUUGUAAUUACAGUAUCAGUUAAUUAAUGAUGUAAACAUAUUUAUUAAUAGACAUUUGGCAUACAAACUCUGUACAUUUAUGAAUAAACUUUAUUUGUAGGUA